AUGGCUCCUCCCCCCUCCGCGAACUUGCCUACGGGCGAGAGGCUGAAGGCCCUGGCCCAGACUCUGCAGUUCGCCUGGUUUGUCGGGCAUCUGACGCUCCUCCUCGCGGUCUUCCGUUACUUGUUCUCGUUCAUCACCUUCAACUAUUACUCGUCCACCGCUAUAGUUGUCUACCGCCUGGCCUUUAUCUCUGCCGCUGUCACCUAUGGAAUCGUCGUGUACAAGGGCCAUUUCGCCCGCGGUGUGCAAGGCAGUGUUCCCCAGAUCAUCACCAAGCUCAUCUCCGAUGAGAACGUGCAAUACCUUGGCAUGGCUCUGGUCUGGCUGUACUCCCGCCAGCUUAUCCUGGCCCUUCUUCCCUUCAGUGUGUACUCGGUCUUCCACGUCGCGACCUACAGCCGCAUGUACCUGAUCCCGACACUCUAUCCUACCCCCGCUGCCGCUGGCUCAGCUUCGCCUGGCUCCCCCAACUCCAAGCCCCCCAACAAGCAGAACCCUAUUGCGGAGACUAUCGGUCGCUUCAUCAAGCAGUACUACGAUGCCAGCAUGGGAAUCGUCGCCACCCUUGAGAUUGCCCUCCUGGCCCGCCUCGUUCUGUCCGCUCUUACCUUCUCCAAGGGUAGCUGGGUUCUGCUGCUCGUCUACCUCGGUUUCUUCCGUGCCCGCUACGCCCAGAGCUCCUUCGUUCAACAGGCUGUUCGCUCGCUCACCGCCCGCGCCGAUGCUUCGCUCUCCCACCAGAGCACUCCCCCUCAGCUCCGUCAGGGUUGGGAGACCUUCAAGAACAUUGUGCGCCAGGGCUAUGAGGCUACCGACCUUGGUCGCUACAUCUCUGGCCCUGCUGCUGCCAAGAAGCCACAAUAA
Molecule: messenger RNA, 864 nt
Organism: Penicillium argentinense
Lineage: Eukaryota; Fungi; Ascomycota; Eurotiomycetes; Eurotiales; Aspergillaceae
Exons: 4
Coding region: 1-864 (287 amino acids)
Biological process (GO): endoplasmic reticulum tubular network organization; membrane organization
Cellular component (GO): endoplasmic reticulum; membrane
Source: RefSeq, a predicted model, not a curated record